Molecule: messenger RNA, 1566 nt
Organism: Pseudopodoces humilis (Tibetan ground-tit)
Lineage: Eukaryota; Metazoa; Chordata; Aves; Passeriformes; Paridae
Product: lysosomal acid glucosylceramidase-like
Biological process (GO): glucosylceramide catabolic process
Molecular function (GO): glucosylceramidase activity
Source: RefSeq, a predicted model, not a curated record
AUGUGGGCUGUCGGCAUCCUGGGCUGGCUGCUGCUGCUGCUGCUGCCAGUGUCCCGGGUGGCAGGUGCCCGACCCUGCAUCCCCAAGGAUUUUGGACACGGCUCGCUGGUUUGUGUGUGCAACGCCACGUACUGUGACACGCUGGACCCCCUGGUCCUGCCGACCCCCGGCUCCUACGUCAAGUACGAGAGCAGCAAGGCCGGCAAGCGGCUGGAGAGGAGCGAGGGGAGAUUCCAGAGCAGUCUGCGCACCCCAGGGCUGCUGCUGACCCUCAACAUCUCCACGCUGUACCAGCAUGUGAAGGGCUUCGGAGGGUCCCUCUCCGAUGCUGCUGCCAUGAACAUCCUGAAGCUGUCACAGCCAGCCCAGGACAACCUGCUGCGCUCCUACUUCUCUGAGAGCGGGAUUGAGUACAACCUCAUCCGGGUCCCCAUGGCUUGCAGCGACUUCUCUGUGCGCCCCUACAGCUAUGAUGAUGUCCCUGAUGACUAUGAGCUGAAGCACUUCAGGCUGGCGGACGAGGACGUGAAGAUGAAGAUUCCCCUUCUGCGCCGAACUUUGGCCAUGAGCAAGCGGCCGCUGUUGCUGUUUGCCAGCCCCUGGACUGCCCCAGCCUGGAUGAGGAGUAACGGGGAUGUCCGUGGGAAAGGGACUCUGAAGGGGAAGGCAGGGGACAAGUACCACAAGAGCUGGGCCAACUACUUCAUCAAGUUCCUGGAUGAAUAUGCCAAACACAACGUGACCUUCUGGGCAGUGACGGCGCAGAACGAGCCACUGGCGGGGCUCCUCACACCCCCCCAGGCCCCCACCAUCGCCUUCACGGCCGCACAGCAGCGGGACUUCAUCGCCCAGGACCUGGGCCCCGCGCUGGCCCACAGCCCCCACCGCACACGGCUCCUCAUGCUCGACGACCAGCGCAUCCACCUCCCACACUGGGCCAAAGUGGUCCUGGGAAACGCCACAGCUGCCCGUUAUGUGGCUGGCCUGGCGGUCCACUGGUACCUGGAUGCCAUCGUCCCGCCUGGCUGCAGCCUGGAGGCCACCCACAAGCUCUUCCCCGACCAUUUCCUCCUCUACACAGAGGCCUGCACUGGCUUCUUCACGUUCCGCUUCGCCGUGUCCCUGGGCUGCUGGGAGCGGGGGGACCACUACAGCUACAGCAUCCUGACGGUCAUGAACCACUUUGUGUCUGGUUGGACCGACUGGAACCUGGUCCUGGAUCUGGAGGGAGGCCCCAACUGGGUCAAGAACUUUGUGGACAGCCCAGUCAUUGUGGACGGCAGCAAGGACGUUUUCUACAAGCAGCCCAUGUUCUACCACAUGGGGCACUUCAGCAAGUUCAUCCCCGAGGGCUCCCGGCGGGUGGGGCUGCACAGCAGCCGCCGUUGCCUCCUCUGCCAGCUGGAACACGUGGCCGUCCUGCGCCCUGAUGGUGCCCUUGUCCUGGUGGUCCUCAACAGGUUUGGCCGGGAUGUGCCAUUUGGAAUCCGGGACCCUGCCAUGGGCUUCAUUGAGACUGUGGCUCCAGCCCACUCCAUCCAGACCUACCUGUGGCGGCAGCAGUGA